Messenger RNA from Malus domestica (apple), 1850 nucleotides. Lineage: Eukaryota; Viridiplantae; Streptophyta; Magnoliopsida; Rosales; Rosaceae. The record is from RefSeq and is a predicted model, not a curated record.
UUUCUAAUUCCAUUUUUGCAGCCCUUUUCCCUCAGUUCAUUCUUUCCUUUUUUCCCUUGCCUAAACCUCCAUCUUCGACCCUCUUUAAUCCCUAUCAAAAAUCAGAUCUUCGAGUUUUGGACUCGAUUUCGGAGGUAGAUCUUUACCUCAUUGCUCCGGCUUUACUGGCAUGCCAAAAUUUUUGGGUGAAGUGUUCUGAGGCAUCGUCGAAGUAAGGGUGUUUUACACAUCCCCUUGGCCCUCCCCACCCCCGUGUUAUGUCAACGUGUUUCGUUUCUUGUAGAUGUGGUGGUUGGUGGUAUAAAUCUAGAUGGCUAGGCAGAUUACGCAGCUCUGUGAUCUGAUUUUUGCUACGAAUUUUCUCCCUUUUCUUGGGUUAAUUUAGUUGUGCUUGACUCUUCACUGAUCCCCCUUCAUUCUAGUUCCUACAUGGUUGUCAUUUCGGGGAUUGUUAGCAAGAGUUCGACUACGCAAAUUGGGGGCCCAGCUGCUCUCCAGCUCCUCGCCGGCGCUCUCGAAGCUGAAAACCCCGAAACUGUCUUCUCCGGCCAAUUUUCCGGCUCAACCUUCAAACCGGUGAGCCUCCUUUAUCUCCGGUCAGCAAAGCUAAUCAUUCCCUCGGGAUAUAAGAUGUGCCGUCACAAUUCUUGUGCGCACUUGCCGGUAGAGGAGGCGGUUGCGAUCGACGAGAGUCUUUUGAUGUAUUGCAAGCCUGUUGAGCUCUACAACAUUCUUCGCCCUCGUGCUCUACACAAUCCAUUAUUUCUUCGCAGAUGUUUGCAUUACAAAAUCCAAGCAAGGCGUACAAAGAGCAUGUUAUUUUGUAGGUCCAGGGCUGCGAUUGUUAUAUUCAACUACAGGGACUACAACAACACUUUACGUAAAACUGAAGUUACUGAGGACUUCUCCUGUCCCUUUUGCUUGAUGCAAUGUGCAAGCUUCAAGGGUCUGCGUUAUCACUUGUGCUCUUCACAUGACUUAUUCAACUUUGAGUUUUGGGUAACUGGAGAGUAUCAGGCAGUCAACGUUUCCGUGAAAGUUGACAUAUUGAGAUCUGAGACUGUAGCAGAUGGAGUAGUUCCACAACUUCAAACAUUCUUCUUCUGUUCAAGGUCAAGAAAACAUAGGCCAAGGAACCGUGGUCAACUUGAAAACCACGUUCAUAUACAAUUCUUGGAGUUAGACUCACCUAGCCUUGCCAAUGGAGGGGCACAGGAGGGACAUUUGGAGAAUGGUGACGUUGUGAAGGCUCCCAAUCUGCUCCACGGUGGAAAAGGUUCCCAAAAUGGAAGGCAUAGAGAUGAAAACUGCAGUCAUGAUCAUCCGAGUUCUAUAGAAUGUAUAGAAUGUGCUACCUCAAUUUCCAAUGGUCCUGGUGCUACAAUUUCCAUUGCUCAAUCUUCUCCGGACCUUGAUUGUGUUAAAUUGCUAUCUGGAAGUGAUUCUGCACCACCAACUAAAAUAAGGAAGUUAACUGCAGAGCGUUCAGAGCCAAGAAACCGUAUGCUCCUGCAGAAACGACAGUUCUUUCACUCUCAUAGAGUUCAGCCUAUGGAGUUAGAGCAAGUAUUAUCAGAUCAGGAUAGCGAAGAUGAAGUUGAUGAUGAAAUUGCAGACCUUGAUGAUCGGAGGAUGCUUGAUGAUUUUGUAGAUGUUACCAAAGAUGAAAAGCAUCUUAUGCAUCUUUGGAACUCAUUUGUUCGAAAGCAAAGUUUUUGGAUUUCCUGUAAUGACAAAGAUGCAUCAUCAAUGAUGUAGCGUGAUAGCAGAUGGUCAUGCUGCCUGGGCAUGCGAGGCAUUCUCAAGACUUCGUGCACCUGAGCUAAACUCGUCCCCCGCUCUUUUCUGGU